AUGGCGCUCACUCUCCAUUGCCUGGGGACGGGGGCGGGCCGCACGGCCGUCUAUGACGGCGAGUGUAGCAGCUCGUGGGCUUUGGCCUACGACAGGAGACCAUUCUUCCUUGCCGACCUGGGCCUCGGCGUGUGCAAACAAGCCCUCCGAUACCUAGGAGAGAUCCCGUCCACGAUUUUCAUCAGCCACAACCACAGCGACCACGCGGGUGAGCUGCCGGUCGUGCUGGCAGUCGAAGGACUGCAGAAGCGCCGGCCGAUGAGCGUCAUCGCCGAGCCCGAAGUGUUAGCCAGGCUACGGGUCUAUCGGAUGCACGAGUUGCUCAGCACCGGAAUCGACAUGAGCGAGUUUGCGACCUGGGUCCCGGCGCCGGAAGGGUUUCGGGUGGGCAUCCAAAGCGAGGCGGGGCUGGUGCACCUCACCACCCACCGGGCACAGCACAGCGAACUCUGCUUCGGCGCCCGGCUGGACAUUGGCAGCCUCUCGGUCGGCUGGACCUCCGACAGCGGCUUCUCCCCGUCGCUCCUCGGUUCCCUGAACUGCCCAAGCCUGCUGCUCAUCGACGCCCGCAAGGUUGGCGGGCAUGAGCACGCCAGCUUCAAGGAGAUUGCAGAGUACGUUGCCAACAACGAGAACGUGGAGUUCCUGGGUGCGCCGGUUGCCGGGCACCUCUUCACUCCCAGAGAGGGCAUUUGCCAGCUCGCAAUCAUCGGCUACGGCUCUUCAGCCGAAGCUCCUGCCAGAGCCGAUGGCAUCCCUUCGAGUGCCGUGCUGUGGCCGGGGCAGGUGAUCGUGCUGAAGCAAGCGCCGACGCAGCGCAACUCCGUCGCCUUCAUCGCGGGCUUCCUCUGCGGCUACGUGUGCUCCCUGUGCUCCGAGCAUCUUACACCGAGCCGCGAUUGA
Symbiodinium natans is the source of this 903-nucleotide messenger RNA. The record is from the annotation of a GenBank genome assembly. Lineage: Eukaryota; Dinophyceae; Suessiales; Symbiodiniaceae.